Molecule: messenger RNA, 3185 nt
Organism: Pimephales promelas (fathead minnow)
Lineage: Eukaryota; Metazoa; Chordata; Actinopteri; Cypriniformes; Leuciscidae
Gene: lrit1b
Product: leucine-rich repeat, immunoglobulin-like and transmembrane domains 1b
Cellular component (GO): endoplasmic reticulum membrane
Molecular function (GO): protein binding
Source: RefSeq, a predicted model, not a curated record
ACAGUUCUCCCCACUGCAUGGCUUCCUGGCCGUGUGGUAAAAAUAGAAUAAAAGAAAGCCGAUCACCGAUACGAUGCUGUGAAUUCACAAACUUCUGUCCAAUCCCAGGUCUAAAAUUAACCCUCCAAUCAAAAAGGAACGUCUCUGUUCUGUGUAUAUACAAAAGGCAACCGCGCAGCCUAUGGGCUUCCAGGAAGGAAUAAUCGUGUAAAUGAAAAUACCCAAGGUCUUCCUCUAAUCUGCUCUAUCCCUUUUAUCUGGGGAUUCGGAGCAGAGCGAGCAGAAGCUGGAGAGACGCAGAGAUGCUGCAGGAAUAACAGACUCAGGAUCACAGCGAGAGAGAACCGGAGGCAGGGAAGAUGUUUUGGGGUUUGGCGCUGGCGCUGUGUGUUCUCCCCUCGAUCUGCGGCUCCUGUCCUGCUCAGUGCAGCUGCUUCUACCACAAACUGAGCGACGGCUCCAAGUCAAGGAGUGUCCUGUGUAAUGGCCCUGACCUCACUGUCAUCCCAAACAACUUUCCCUCGGACACCUCCAAACUGCGCAUCGAGAAGACGUCCAUCAGCCGUGUGGCCAGCGAUACCUUUCUCUACCUCAUUAACCUGGAGUACCUCUGGAUAUCCUUCAACUCGCUCUCCUCCCUCAGCGCCGACAGCUUCCGAGGACUCUAUGCCUUGGAUGAACUACGGAUGGAUGGGAAUCUUCUCACUUCAUUUCCAUGGGAAUGUUUGACGGACAUGCCCAGCCUUCGGCUUCUGGAUUUGCACAACAAUAAAAUCAGCAGCAUCCCAGCUGAGGCAACCAUUUACAUCAAAAACUUGACCUAUCUGGAUCUGUCCAGCAACAGUCUUGCUACCGUCCCGGCCGAGGUUCUGACGUCAUGGUUCUCUCUGAAACCUCCUCCAGAUACAGAGAAUUCCAAAAUGAUUCUGGGUCUUCACGACAACCCCUGGCAGUGUGACUGUCGUCUGUUUGAGAUGGUGCAGUUCCAGAAGUUUCCUUCGUCCUCGGUGGCGCUGAUCGACACAGGCCUGCGCUGUGCCGAGCCGGAGAGCCUGUCAGGAGUCCUCUUCUCGGACGCUGAGCUCCGCAAGUGCCAGGUUCCCCGCGUGCACACGGCCGUCGCCAGGGUCCGCAGCUCCAUCGGGAACAACGUGCUUCUGCGCUGCGGGACCAUCGGAGUGCCCAUCCCGGAGCUUGCCUGGUCCCGGGCCGACGGCAAGCCCAUGAACGGCACCGUUCAACAGGAAGUCUCUAAAGAGGGCAUCAUCUGGUCCAUUCUCAGCGUUCCUGCUGUUUCCUAUCGAGAUUCAGGGAAAUAUGUUUGCAGAGCCACGAACUUUGUCGGGAGUGCCGAUGCCAUCAUCUCACUCGUCAUUUCUGAUACGUGGCAAAUCGACGAAACGGUCGCCAAAAAAAGCUACGGAAAGAAGAAUGGUGGAUUUGGUCGUGCGGCGUAUCAAGAGAAACUCGUGGCCAGAUACGUGCCUCCUGCCACGUCGGCCGCCGUGCCCAUUAUUGAGCCUCUAAAUGGACCAAAAAACACACAGUCUAUCCGGGUCGAAAGCUACAGCGUUUCUGAUGAUGCUCCCAAAGCGAACGCCACGGCGGCACCGGCAGCCAGCACAGAGGCCGACAGUGUCGAGGAACUUCAGAAAGACGUGUUGAGGAACCUUGAGGCCGAUGUUUCUUCUCUACAGCAGGUCCCCGAGCGCCGAGUCGUUCGGUCAGUCAAAGUGAUCGGCGACACCGACCACACCGUAUCCCUGAACUGGCGAGCGCCCACAGCCACCAACACCACGUCCUUUAGCGUUCUGUACGCCGUCUUCGGUGAGCGAGAUAUGCGGCGCAUUAAUGUCGGACCCGGCAAGAAUCGCAUCACGAUCGAAGGCCUCGUGCCCAAAACCAAGUACAUAGCGUGUGUGUGUGUGAAAGGCCUCAUCCCUAAGAAAGAGCAGUGUGUGAUUUUCUCCACGGACGAGGCGGCCAGUGCCAGCGGCACACAGAAGCUCAUUAACGUGGUGGUGAUCACUGUCGCCUGCGUCAUCGCGGUUCCUCUGACCCUGAUCGUGUGCUGUGGGGCGCUGAAGAAGAGGCUGCAGAAACUGCUGGGACGCAAGGCCAAAGACAUUCAGGAUUCCUAUGUGACGUUUGAGACUCUGUCUCCAGGCACCAAAGCUAAAGGCAUGGAGGGGGAAUACCUCAGCAGACUGAACCCGGACGAGUCCAACCGCCUGCUGUCAGCCCGCUCCAGCCUCGACUCGGCAGCCACGGCCCGGACCGAGGGACAGCCCAACGAGUACUUCUGUUGAUCCAAACCCAUGGCCCGGUCCGAGGGACAGCUCAACGAGUACUUCUGUUGAUCCAGACCCAUGGCCCGGUCCGAGGGACAGCUCAACGAGUACUUCUGUUGAUCCAGACCCAUGGCCCGGGCCGAGGGACAGCUCAACGAGUACUUCUGUUGAUCCAAACCCAUGGCCCGGUCCGAGGGACAGCUCAACGAGUACUUCUGUUGAUCCAGACCCAUGGCCCGGUCCGAGGGACAGCUCAACGAGUACUUCUGUUGAUCCAGACCCAUGGCCCGGUCCGAGGGACAGCUCAACGAGUACUUCUGUUGAUCCAAACCCAUGGCCCGGUCCGAGGGACAGCUCAACGAGUACUUCUGUUGAUCCAAACCCAUGGCCCGGUCCGAGGGACAGCUCAACGAGUACUUCUGUUCAUCCAAACUAAGUUUCAUGUGUUUGAAAGCAUGUUGACCUUCCUCAGCCCCGAAAGGGAACAAACCAGUUUAGAGAAAGUUCACUGUUCAAAAAGGGAAUGAAAUAAUGUCUUUGUUUUUUAUUUUUGUCAUGCAUUUUUCCAAUGAAAUGUUUAUCAUUGAUGAAUUCAUCAUGCAUAUUGAAUACAGUGAAAUAUCUUUAUACAACACAUAAUACCCAUCUGUCUGAUGUGAAAGUGAGAGCAUAAGACUUUCUGUUUGGACUGCCAAGAGAAGGUUAGUGACAUACAUCCUUAAACUUUUUCUUUUUAAGUGUUUUUCUUUGUACUGUUAUCUUGGGUGAGUGUUUUCCACUUUAACCCUAAAACUGUACUUAUAAUCUGUCAAAUCAAGAAUUUGUUGAUGUCUCUAUGUACUGAAAUAUUUUGUGUUUAAGAAAAUUACUGAAUAAAACAUUUUUUUAAAUAUG